Messenger RNA from Equus caballus (horse), 1818 nucleotides. It is a transcript of the gene SNCA, whose product is annotated as synuclein alpha. Lineage: Eukaryota; Metazoa; Chordata; Mammalia; Perissodactyla; Equidae. Gene Ontology annotation, biological process: chemical synaptic transmission; synaptic vesicle endocytosis; regulation of dopamine secretion. Gene Ontology annotation, cellular component: cytoplasm; axon terminus; neuronal cell body. Gene Ontology annotation, molecular function: cuprous ion binding. The record is from RefSeq and is a predicted model, not a curated record.
CCUCCCAAUCCAGGCAAAGAAAGCACAGGCAUUCUGUCAGAGGGAGGAGCUUGGUACUCCAUUCUGGUGUGAUCCUGGAACAGCUGUUUUUCCUCCAGCUCCGAAAGAGUGUGGUGUGGUGUUAAGGAAUUCAUUAGCCAUGGAUGUGUUCAUGAAGGGACUUUCAAAGGCCAAGGAGGGAGUUGUGGCUGCUGCUGAAAAAACCAAACAGGGUGUGGCAGAAGCAGCAGGAAAGACCAAAGAGGGCGUUCUCUAUGUAGGCUCCAAAACCAAGGAAGGCGUGGUUCACGGUGUGACAACAGUGGCUGAGAAGACCAAAGAGCAAGUGACGAACGUUGGAGAGGCGGUAGUGACAGGGGUGACAGCAGUAGCGCAGAAGACAGUGGAGGGAGCAGAGAGCAUUGCAGCUGCCACUGGCUUUGGCAAAAAGGACCAUUUGGGCAAGAACUCCGGCAGCAGAGCUUGGGCCUCCUCUCACAGUCUCCCUGGUGAUUUAUGGCCGUCUCCAAGGAGUGAAGAAGGAGCCGCACAGGAAGGAAUUCUGGAAGAUAUGCCUGUGGAUCCUGACAAUGAGGCUUAUGAAAUGCCUUCUGAGGAAGGGUAUCAAGACUAUGAACCCGAAGCCUAAGAAAUAUCUUUGCUCCCACUUCCCUGAGAUCUGCUGACAGAUGUUCCAUCCUGUACGAGUGCUCAGUUCCAACAUGCCCAGUCAUGACAUGCUCCCAAAGUUUCUACAGUGUAUUCUGAACUCUUCCAUCAGCAGUGAUUGAAGUGUCUGUACCUGCCCCUACUCAGCAUUUAGGUGCUUCCCUCCCACUGAAGUGAAUAUAUGGCAGCAGGGUCCUUGUGCGCUGUGUGGAUAUUGUGGCUUCAAAUCUAAAAUAUUAAAACAAAUUUAAAACACCUAAGUGACUACCACUUAUUUCUAAAUCUUCACUAUUUUUUUGUUGCUGUUGUUAAGAAAUUGUGAUUUACUCUCAUAUGUGAGAUUUCUAGGUGUCUUUUAAUGAUUCUAAGAAGAAUGAUGUGUUGUGAAAUUUGUUAAUAUAUACAAUGCUUAAACACAUGUGAGCAUGAACUAUGCACCUAUAAAUAUUAACUAGGAAAUUUUACUGUUUUGUGAUGUGUUUUAUUAACUUGUAUUUGUAUAUAAAUGGUGAAAAUUAAAAUGUGAUCUCAUGACAAAAACCCUAUUUUUUAAUCCCAUCUCACUUUAAUAAUAAAAUCAUGUUUAUAAGCAACAUGAAAUGAGAACUGACACAAUUAACUUAAAUAUAAAGUUCUUGACAGCCAUUUGAAAGAGGAGGAAUUUUAGAGGCGUUAAACAUGUGGGAUGGAACAUUAACCCUUUGCUCUGGGAAUUCCCUGAAGCAACAGUGCCCAGAGUAUGUUUUGAGGCGCACUGGGGCCUGUAGAGGCUACUGAAAAAGUGGGUGCCAUGGGAUGCUGAGUAUAAGAAAUGAUUUUGACUACAUCUCCUUUACAUAUUCAUAAGACGCAUUAGCACAUUAAAGGCUCUGAGGGAACCUGGUUAAAUUUGUUUAACCCAGAAUUCCCAGAAUUUCCUUUUUGUUUUUUUUUUUUCAAUCAGAAAUCCGUUUUUUUCACACAGGAAAUACCUUUCGACGUCUCUGGGAACUACCAGAGAAUCACCUUAAGAAGUGUCAGUUCUCCAGAUUUAUAAAAAUUUCAUGGACUCCUUUAAAUUCUGCUAAAAAUAUAAAUUUCAGGAUCCUUCUUUAGGACAGGUUUUUCUCUUUAGGGAAGAUCCAUUAACUCCCCAUGGCGGCUGACAAUAAACUUGACUAUGAAACCCUA